AUGGGUAUCCCGGCUGCGUUCCGAUGGCUCUCGAGCAAAUACCCGAAGAUCAUCUCCCCAGUGGUAGAAGAAACACCGAAAGAAAUGGACGACGGUGUCAUUAUACCCGUCGAUACAACGGGGCCGAACCCGAACGGGGAUGAAUUCGACAACCUCUAUUUGGACAUGAACGGCAUCGUGCACCCUUGCUCUCAUCCAGAAGACCGCCCCCCGCCAGCAGAUGAAGAAGAGAUGAUGUUGGAAAUUUUCAAAUACACAGACCGGGUCGUCAAUAUGGUCCGGCCCCGCAAGUUGUUGAUGAUUGCCGUCGACGGCGUUGCACCUCGCGCCAAGAUGAAUCAGCAGCGCUCGCGUCGUUUUCGGUCCGCCCAGGAGGCAAAGGAAAAGGAAGAGGACAAGGAGGAGCUUUUGAAACUACUCAAACAGCAAAACGGUGGUAGCCUGUCUGAAGCGUCUCUCGAAGUCGUGUCUAAAAAGGCGUUCGACUCGAACUCUAUCACACCGGGUACCCCUUUCAUGGACAUUUUGGCUGCCAGCCUACGAUACUGGUGCGCCUACAAGCUGAACACAGAUCCGGGUUGGUCCAAGAUGAAAAUCAUCAUCUCGGAUGCAAGCGUGCCAGGUGAGGGUGAGCACAAAAUUAUGGACUUUGUUCGCGCUCAGCGGGCGUCACCCAGCCACGAUCCAAAUACUCGUCAUGUCAUAUAUGGGUUGGAUGCGGAUCUCAUCAUGCUAAGCCUCGCCACACACGAACCGUACUUUCGAGUUUUACGGGAAGACGUCUUUUUCCAGGACAGCAAGGCGCGUCUUUGUAAACUUUGUGGACAAAAGGGCCACGAAGCAAGCGCAUGCAGGGGCCAGGCGAAGGAAAAAGAUGGCGAGUUUGACGAAAAAGAUACCUCACACACUCAGAAGCCGUUCAUCUGGCUUCAUGUAUCUGUUUUGCGAGAAUAUCUCGCUGUCGAACUUGAUGUUCCCAAUCUUCCCUUCCGAUGGGAUUUGGAGCGAGCCAUUGACGACUGGAUUUUCUUGUGCUGUUUCGUGGGCAAUGAUUUCCUUCCCCAUCUUCCUGCGCUUGAAAUCCGCGAGAACGGCAUUAAUACACUCACGGCGCUUUGGAAAGAGAACUUACCGCUCAUGAACGGCUAUAUUACAAAAGACGGGCAUGUCGAUUUGAGACGCGCUCAAGUCAUCAUGAGCGGACUUGCCAAACAGGAGGACAGUAUAUUCCGGCGCAGAAAACAACAAGAAGAUCGAAGAGAAGAGAACAACAAACGACGCAAACUUCACCAAGAACAAGGGAUGAACCGCAACGACACUCGUAACACAGCCCGAAGCUUGGGGGGUGAUAGUGUCUUUGCAGAAGGCACCGCCGGCUUGAAUUUGCGCCCUAUUGCAACUUUCACACCCGAAACCUCAAAGACUAUCACUCACGACGUGGUCGUGAACGGUAGACCAGCAACCGAUGCGAACGUAGCGAACAAAAGCGCCGCCAGCGUUCUGAAGAGCCGCAUGCAAAAUCGUACCGCGCAGACUACGACCAAUACAAACGGUACUGCUGCAUCUACAAAUGAGAAAGACGCAGAUCAACGGACCGCCCUUGGUAAACGCAAGGCCGGUGACAUUGAAGAUAGCGUCAAGAGCACUCCGCAAUCCAGUGAGACGAGUACGCCGGCCACGAAGCUGUCUGUGGAAGGGUCUGUGGAUACUGUUCGGAUGUGGGAAGAAGGUUAUGCAGACCGUUACUACGAGCAGAAGUUUCAGGUCGACCCAAAAGACAUUGAGUUCCGCCACGGCGUUGCUCGCGCCUAUGUGGAAGGCCUAGCCUGGGUUCUUUUGUACUAUUUCCAGGGAUGCCCGUCUUGGGAAUGGUACUAUCCCUAUCAUUACGCACCAUUCGCUGCCGACUUUGUGGAUCUGUCCAGGCUGGAGCUUCACUUCGAGAAGGGCCGCAUCUCGAAACCAUUCGAGCAACUCAUGAGCGUUCUUCCAGCAGCCUCUCGCCAUGCCAUCCCUGAAGUUUUCCACGACCUCAUGCUGAACGAAGACAGCGAAAUCAUCGAUUUCUAUCCAGAAGAAUUCGACCUCGAUCUCAAUGGCAAAAAGUUUGCAUGGCAGGGGGUAGUACUACUACCUUUCAUUGACAUGUCACGUUUACUUGCUGCCAUAGAAAAACGGUACCCUCUUCUAAGUCCUGCAGACAAAAUCCGUAACGGUAUUGGCAAGAUUGUUAUGCUGCUGUCUGACGCAGACACGGCGUUAUACGACGAGGUGACUUCAAAUUUCUACUCGAAACGACAAGGGCCACUCAAGUACAAGCUGGAUCCUCUGGUGUCUGGCGGAAUCGCCGGAAACAUCGAGAAAAUAGAUGACUAUAUCCCACACGGCUCAUUGACCUACCCAUUGGAGCGAAAGGCCCUUCCCGACAUUGAAUAUGACAGAUCUUUAAGUGUCAACUUUGAACUGCUGUCCACGCCACACGAGCACAAGUCCAUGCUCCUACGCGGGGUUAAGCUUCCAACGCCCGUUAUCAACCGCGGCGACAAGGAGGCAUUGCUCAAUAGGUCUGGCCGUAAUCAUGGAGGCGGACCGCACAAUAGCUACCAUGGCAAUAGCAACAAUAGCCGGCCGCGGCAUGAUUCGGGCGGAAGGCACCAGCACAACAAUUAUGGCGGCCACCAGAACGGUCGUGAUCACCCACCGUAUCACCCGGGGAACGGCCAGAGCGGACGAGGCUCAUAUCAUGGAGCGUCAUAUCAAUCUUGGGCCCCCCCAGCACCCGGCCAAGCCGGGUUUGGUUCUGGUCGCCCCCCCCCACCGCCUUCAUCAACCCCUAUGAACCUUGGGAGAUACAAUGACGGUGACUACAAUAACGGUGGCUACGGUGGUCGUGGAGGCAGAUACGUGGGUGGUUACGACAAUGGAGGCUACGGCGGCGGUAGUUACGGUAACGACGGCCACAACCAAGGUUACCAAAAUCGCUACGACUUACCCCCACCACCUGGAAGCUACAAUCAGCAGUCCUAUGGGCAGCAGUCAUAUCGCCCUCCUCCUGGCCGGGGCCAACGGCCAAGGGCGAGUGACAACCGCUCCGAGGGUUACAGCAACUCUCGCGGCGGCUACCAAGCUGGCGUUCUCGGAAGUUCAGGGCCAGUCGUGGUUUAUUCGACGCAUGUUUACACCGGUCGUGCUAUUAUCUACAAGAUGAACGGCGACGCUGGCUUGGUUGGCUGUCUCGUUGAGCGGCUCACUACCCGCUUACCCCACCGAACCGGAACCCACGGCGAUGGCCUCUUUCACGAUGAGAUUGUUGCAAUCACACGUACGACCCUUGUGAAAGUCAGUGCUUCCUCCAUAGUUAUCGUCCUCGACACCCUGCUAUCGCUGCUCGAAGAUGUCGCACGGCCCUACAACAAAAUAGCCGCCUCUCACCCGCCCCAUGUGCUUUUAUCUGAGCUGUACGUACUUGCUCUGCUCGCCGACUGCUGCUCAAGCCACUGGGGCGCAUCGGUGGUUGCUACAGACGCGGAGUCAGAUGAGGGCGUGGGCGUCUCAACGAAGUGGCGCCGGGCCAAAUCACCCCCACCCAUUACUCUUGAUACCGCCCUGGUCCGGCGUAUCUUCGAAGUGAUCAAGAUGUUCAUGAACCCCAUGCCAGAUGGUCAACUACUAUCGGCAAAGACCAUUCUUGACGACUACACAGCUGAGAACUUGUCAGUGUCCGGUACCUCAAGCGAGGCCCCAAAAACGCCAGUGUCUUCACGGUCCGAUGAUGUGGUCGGAACUACACAGAUGAUGGACUCUCGUGUCUCGGAAAUUGAACGCCAUGUCAAGACGAUUGUGGAAUAUGUGACGGCGUCCGCCUGGAAACCAUCUCUGGAAUAUCUGAAGAGCGUUUUCCACAAAGUCAGAACUGUUCUAUCGGCUCAGGCCCAACCUCCUCAAAGUCUUUUCAAUUCCGAUGACGAGAGAUCUUCCCUGGUCAUUCUACGACUCCUUUCCGACUUUUGGGUUGACCGCCAGAGAUUAGGCCACGUCCUACAGGAAGUUUGUUCGAGCUUUCUCCAUUUCCGCAAACAAUACCAGAACUGUAUCGCCAUCUCGACACCCUUAUUGAUCGUUCGAUGGAUUGAAAGAUUUCCCGAUGAGUUUGUCGAGUUGCAUGUCAUGCACCUCCGAGUUGAUGGUACUCCGGAAACCCUAUUCGACAUGGCUCAAACAGUGGGAGACAACGCCCGCCGGAAAGCGCUUUUGUACCCUCUACAAACGAGCCUUCUCUUUUUGCUUCCAGACGUAUUCGAGGUAGCAAGCAACAUGCGAGAGGCAAAGGGCGGCGGUGUGGCCAAAAAGGUGGCAUACUUGGAAGGUUUGCGCAAAAUGCUACGAAACAAAAACGAACAGGCGGCCUACUGUCUAGUAUCUCUCCUCCGUGUAGCACGCCACUUUGAUGCAGAGAGCGAUUCGGCUCUCAUGAGUUACGCCAUGGAUUUCCAGGAUGAGGUUCACGAAGCCCUUUUUCGUCGGGCACCAACUAGUUCCGAGAUCGCUCUUUUUGAUCAAGAUCUGCUUACAGCCGCUUUUGUCAGUCUGACGCACCUGAACUUUGAGAAACUUGACAACUCCGAAAAAUACGAGCGACUCUUCAGAUCGGUGUCUGCCUUUGUGCAGUCCCAAAUGAGGCUUGUGACCUCAUGCAUUGCGCAAUUCCUUGAGGAGUGCCGCAUUAUAGAUACCGCAUCCAAGAGUGCAAAGUCAUCCUCGACUCUCCUAAGAAAUGGAGAUGUCUUCCGUGAAAUUGGGUCGAAAGAGUUUCGUUUCACAGGGCUGGUUGCCUUUCAAAGACGAGUGAACGGCCUCUUGAAGAAGAUGCAGUACCCAAGUAGCGGCAUCAUCAAUGCAUGGGAGAUUGCUUUCGAUAAAUGGCUUCAUCUUUCCAAAGACGUUUCAACGACGCAGGCAGAUGCACUUCCCGAAAAAACCCUUGUUGAAUGGCGAAACUACUCUGGGUUUCUUGCAUCCCUCGGUGGCAUCUGCACGCCUGACCAAGCGUCCAUGCUCGAAGAGCCAACUAUCAGCGGCCUACGAUGGAUAAACAGAACGUCCUCCGAAAAUUCGGAUGAAGCUUUAUUGAGUCGAUUUUUGAGACUGGGCAUAAAGCUCUUGGCGACUAUGAACGUUCGAGUCCGUGAGACUAUGCGGGAGGUUUUGUCGUCCGAGAUUUCGCCAACGCUGUACCAAGCUCUGUUCAAAACCCUGGAAUCCGAGCUCGAUAUUCUUUUUACAGGUGUCCUGGAGCAAACAUCAAGGAGUCUAGAAGGCGAGGUUGCUUUUGCAGAGCAGUCUGUGUCACUUCUUCGAGCGUUGAUCGAGCGGCUAGAUUCACCGUCGGAUCUCGGCGCCGCUUCGUCUGUUCAUCUCGGGGCACUGACUCUCAACUUCGCCAAGUUCCUGGAUAUGACACCGGACUCGCCGAACAAUUUGCGUGUGAAGAUCAAAACCUGUCAACUAUGCGAGGCCGUGACGAAGAGAAAAGAACAUCUGAACUUACGCGAUGAUGUACGCAUUCGAAAUCAGCUUCUGGAAAUCAUUUUUGGCUGGAUUGCACGGCCGCAUUCCCCAUCCGGCCAUGUCCACGGCAGCAACGUGGCGAGCCGACAAGAUGAAGCUACUCGUGUCCAAAAAGAUCUUGAUAAGGCCUGUCUGAAAUGCCUAGCAGAGCUGACCUACCGUCUUCCCCUGCAGCCGGCUGAUGGCCAGUCUGAUGCGGGAACCAGCGAGCUAAAGUCCCACAUGUUUCACACUUACUUCAACCGUUUUCUUUCUCUACUCAACCUUGAGCAAACCGAGCUUGCCAGAGCGGACUACAUUGCCAGUUCUCCUCGGGAUGAGAUUUCAGCAUCUGAACUGGCAAUCACAAUUUUGUCCAACUUGCUCAGUGCCAACUUAGACGUUGGUUUGAAGCGCUCUCUCAGCAUCGGCUACCACGAAAAUGUCGAGAUACGUACAGCGUUUGUCCGGGUGUUAUGUAACAUCCUCAUGCAAGGCACUGAGUUUAGCAACCUAUCAGACACGGCUGUCGGCGACAAGUACGACGAGCUGAUUGACAUCCUUACAAACGAUACUGCGCUGGCGACGUCCAUGGCAGCCGUGUGCCCCAGCUCAGAAGUUGACGAACUGACGAUUUCACUUUUAAAUGUUUUUGAGAGUCGCGGGAUGGGAUUCGACCUCCUCGAGGCAGUGAUAAAGCUCGAGGUUGAAGAAACUGAGAGCGAGUCCGAGCUUCUUCGGCGGACUUGCGUUGCUACAAAAAUGCUGUCUGUUUACGCGAAGUGGAAAGGCUCCGCCUACCUCAAAGCAACCCUCCAGAAAGUUGUUGAGCGAUUGAUGAUGACGGCGAAAGACCUUGAUUUCGAGCUGGAUCCCACUCGGGUGAAAUCGCAGGACGAGCUGACAAAGAACGCCGUCCAGCUCCAGAUUGUGGCAAAGGUUUUCAUCGAUGAUAUCAGUGCUUCGUCGUCAAAGAUCCCCUCGGCAUUCCGCAAAAUAUGCAACAUUAUCUCAUCGGCAGUCACGACACGAUUUCCGGAAGCAAAAUACACGGCAGUUGGUGCUUUUAUUUUCCUUCGCUUUUUCUGCCCGGCAAUCGUCGCCCCAGAAGUAGAAGGCCUCGUGACGACAACUCCGUCGAAAGAGAUGCGGAGAGGAUUGCUGCUCAUUGCCAAGAUUAUUCAAAACCUUGCAAACAACGUUCUAUUUGGUGCAAAGGAACCUUACAUGUUCCCCCUCAACGAAUUUUUAUCGUACAAUAUCUACGAUGUAACGACGUUCCUUCGCAAAAUCUCAGUUGCACCUGAUGAAGUCGAGGGAUCUCCAAUAAGUGACGCCACUGACUUUGGAGCAUCUGUCUCUAUCCAUCGAUUUCUUUAUGAUCAUUGGGAUCAUGUCAAACAAAGGCUAGCAUCGCAGGAACGACGAGACCACGUGCGGUCACCUGGAGAAGGUCCGCGAGCUCGCUCUCCCGUUCUAGAGCCGCUGCGAAAUCUAAUCACAAAUCUCGGACCCCCACCGCUUGCUGUCACCUGGAACCGGCCACAGAUCACCCUUAAUAACCCACCUGCCUAUUCACAGUUUCAGAACUUCAUGCUGCGCAACGCCUUCAGAAGCAGCGAGUCAUUUGUCACAUCGCGGGCAGUGUACGAUGGCGGCGAAAGCAAGGACGGUCUUUCAAUCAUCUGCAUCAUCUUGCGUAACAUCGACGUGGAUUCGAUCGACUAUGAUGCACUAGUAUUUUGCUAUCUCAAGAUCGCCAGCCGUCUUUGGCAUAAGCCGUUUGGUCUCCUCAUCGACGCAACGUGCUACAGCGGUCAAAACGAGCCACCGGAUGAGCUAUUUCAGAAACUUGAGGCCCUUACGCCCACAGAGCUCUCUCGCCAGCUGUCCCGUGUGUAUAUUUACAACAUGAACAGCACAUUCCGAGGGAAAAUCGACGUGUCCAUCAAGGUCGGCAGUCAGUUUGUUCAAAUCACGACAACCAAGAAGCAGGAGAUCCAUCAGGGAUUUGGCUUAAAUGCCAUCUUCAAUGACAUUUUUCGAUUAGGAGACAUCGACCAGGCCCCAAUGUCCAUCCAAACAGAUGACGACUCAGCGUUCGGGCUUCGUGCUGAAAAUGGUAAGAUUGUAAUGUACUUCACCAGUCCCGGAAAGCAAGAUAUCCUCCAGGCCAUAAGGGGCGCCAAGGUGAAAUACAGCAAGGACGCGCGGACGCUCAAGUCGUUUGAAAGACAUGUUCGCCCACAAGAUGUGCCUGGCACACUGCUUAACCUCUCACUGGCGAAUCUUGGGAGUGCAGACCAUGCACUUAGGCUCUCAUCCUAUAACCUUCUUGGUGCACUAUGCCGGGCAUUUAAGUUCUCGACUGCUGCUGGCCUUCUAUGCAUUAAAGGUGAGCAGCGGCGUCGCCUCACCUUUGUCAUGUUUGGUAAUUACAUGGGCACUGACCAAAAUUUGACAUAG
Sporothrix brasiliensis 5110 is the source of this 8013-nucleotide messenger RNA. RefSeq lists its product as uncharacterized. Gene Ontology annotation, molecular function: 5'-3' RNA exonuclease activity; RNA binding. Gene Ontology annotation, cellular component: nucleus. Gene Ontology annotation, biological process: regulation of GTPase activity; nuclear-transcribed mRNA catabolic process. The transcript has 10 exons. Lineage: Eukaryota; Fungi; Ascomycota; Sordariomycetes; Ophiostomatales; Ophiostomataceae. Bases 1 to 8013 code for a protein of 2670 amino acids. The record is from RefSeq and is a predicted model, not a curated record.